This is a messenger RNA of Candidozyma haemuli, 1224 nucleotides long. It is a transcript of the gene XOG1, whose product is annotated as glucan 1,3-beta-glucosidase. Gene Ontology annotation, cellular component: cell surface; extracellular region. Gene Ontology annotation, biological process: glucan catabolic process. Gene Ontology annotation, molecular function: glucan exo-1,3-beta-glucosidase activity. Lineage: Eukaryota; Fungi; Ascomycota; Pichiomycetes; Serinales; Metschnikowiaceae. The coding region runs from base 1 to 1224 and encodes 407 amino acids. The record is from RefSeq and is a predicted model, not a curated record. The transcript has a single exon.
AUGGCUACCGCCGUGUUGGCCGCAUCAACCGUUAAGAGAGGUAAGAAGGCCUCUGACUGGGACUACCAGAACAAGAAGGUUGAAGGUGUCAACUUGGGUGGCUGGUUCGUUCUUGAACCUUAUAUUACGCCGUCCCUUUUCACCGCUUUUGGUGACAAGGACGUGCCUGUUGAUGAGUAUCACUACACCAAGGCUCUUGGUAAAGAAGAGGCCAAGAAGAGAUUGAAGAAGCACUGGGACACUUGGUACCAGGAGAAAGACUUCAAGGCCAUUGCUGAUGCAGGCAUCAACACUGUCAGAAUCCCCAUUGGCUACUGGGCUUAUGGUGCUUUGGACGACGAUCCUUAUGUCCUGGGCCAAGACUACUACUUGGAAAGAGCCAUUGGCUGGGCUCGUAAACACGGUCUCGCUGUCUGGAUUGACUUGCACGGUGCUCCAGGCUCUCAGAAUGGUUUCGACAAUUCUGGUUUGAGAGACACAAUUGGCUACCAGAGUGACGAGAACAUCUCUCUUACCCUUACUGUCUUGCAAGCUAUCUUUGACAAGUAUGGUGGUACUGAUUAUGAGGAUGUCGUGAGUGCCAUUCAAUUCUUGAACGAGCCUCUCGGACCAGCUUCUGACGUGAACCAGCUCAAGAACUUCUACAGAUGGGCCUACGGUAACAUGAGAUCUGUCUCCAACAACAAUGUCGCCAUUCACGAUGCUUUCGAGCAGAGUGAGGGCUACUGGGACAGCUUCAUGAACGUCAAGGAUGGCUACUGGAAGGUUGUCUUGGACCACCACCACUACCAGGUUUUCUCUCCAGGUGAACUUGCUGCUGACAUUGACGACCACAUUGAGACUGCUUGUAAAUGGGGUCCUCAGCACAAGAAGGAGUACCACUGGAACCUUGUUGGUGAAUGGUCUGCUGCUCUUACUGACUGUGCUUUCUGGUUGAACGGUGUGGGUCGUGGUGCCCGUUGGUCUGGAGACUACGACAACUCUCCAAACUAUGGCUCCUGUGACACAUACACCAACCCUGACAAGUGGACUGACGAGCACAAGAAGAAUGUGCGUAAGUACCUUGAGGCACAGCUCGAUGCUUACUCCACUGCCAGUGGCUGGAUCUUCUGGAACUGGAAGUGUGAAGAUGCCAUUGACUGGGACUUGUCUAGAUUGAUCAAGAUUGGUGCUUUCCCACAACCAUUUGACGACAGACAGUACCCUAACCAGUGCGUGUACUAA